This is a messenger RNA of Opisthorchis viverrini, 2194 nucleotides long. RefSeq lists its product as hypothetical. NCBI's taxonomy places the organism in Eukaryota, Metazoa, Platyhelminthes, Trematoda, Opisthorchiida, Opisthorchiidae. The record is from RefSeq and is a predicted model, not a curated record. The transcript has 4 exons. Bases 528 to 2165 code for a protein of 545 amino acids.
GACCAGUCCCAUUUUACUCCGCUUGCGCCAAACCAUUUGUCCGUUCGUUCACUUAUUCGGCACAGGCAACCGGAGGACUGGCACCUGCAAUCAACCACCAAUUGGGUGUUUGGGAGUAAUCCAGGUGUCAAAUCCACGCACACCACGGACCGGUUCGCUGGAUCGGUGACUUUGGAGCAUUAACGGCGCGAGUUCUCGCUACACGACUUCCGAUUUCUUUGGUGUGAAGUAUCCCAGGAUCGCACCUUUUCUUUCUGCGUAUCAGCGAGGAGGAAACCAAACGUCACUGAAUCUCAUUCUGUGUAAGAUCCUAUUCGUCAACCGUGGAGUGCCUAACGGAUACCCGCGUUCUUUUGGAACCCGCCAGAUUUAACGGUUUUGCUUGCAACGUGGAGGAGCCAAAAGAUAACCCGCCAUUGGUUGUUCCAGAGGGAGCUUCGUCCUCCCUGGACAGUCCGGAUAAUUCAGAACAUGCUUCCGAGGCUGAAGUUGGUGGUACACGAACAAAUGAGCUGCAUGAUGAAAGUAUGACUGAUCCACAAUUCCCGGAACCACCAGAGGAAGGCAUCUACUUGGAUAGAGAUGAAAAUCAGGAACCAGCUCUUGGCUACGCCACUCAGUCGAUGAUAGACAGAAACGUACAACAGAAAAGUGGUGAGGACAAUAUACAUUCUUCAGCUCAGUUCUUUGAGCAAUCUGCAUCGUAUCCAACAAGCUCUGACGAACAAAUGAGGGACUACUGCUUCGUGGAGCACUCGGGGUUACAGAAGAAUGCUGUUGUUGAAACAGGCGAUGAAGGUCCAAUUGAAGAAGAAAACUCACCGGGAUUCGAACCGCCUCAUCCAGAAAAUGGUCACAAUAGUGAAGAAAGUUGUGGCUCCUUUCUGCUAAUAAAGUCCGGAGCGGCUGUUGACCAGGAAGUAGUACAAAAUCUUCAGACAAGAAAUAAUGGAGCGACGGGCUCUACAGAACUUGUUUCAGAACCGCCAGCCUAUAGCGAAUUGCAAUGUGGACUCGUCGUGGAAUCAACUGAAACGAACUCAAAUAGCCAUCUCACCCAACCUGUUGAAUCGCACUCUCCAAGCGAAUUCAGCUACCACUCCGAAACACGGUUUGAACAAGGCUUACAACAACCGUUUAUAAGUGUGAAAUCAGCUGAUCUAGAGUUUGAUUCACCAUUACAAGCAGACGAAACUGCUCUCCAAGACACAUCGAUGGACACCACAGUUGGAGUUUCUGAGCUGUUAUCGGAUCAAACCUGUCCGGAACCGCAAACACAGACACUGACAUGCUACGAAGAUCUUACCGGCUCAGUUGGCAUAGAACAAGGCUAUCAGACAAGCUUCGAUGGUGGCAGUAGCUAUCACGAUGAUGUGCCGCUCGAGGAGGUAGAUGACUUCCAGUGUAGAGAAGCUCUAAACAACGAUGCUGGGCAAGAGGAAAUCCAAGUUCCACAUGUCCAAGAACAACCAGUCUGUAUCACAGAAAACUUGACACACCCACCUAAAGGUGUUCCGGAUACAGAACUUUAUGGAGUGGUUGAGGAAACACCUAGGCCAUCUUUUCAAGAGAUAUGUGCAGAUUUAGAUAGGAAAAAUGUGGUAAGCCACCUGCAUCAGUGCACUUCAGGGCAGUUUGUGAUGCAUCACCAUCAGCAACCCGGUAGUUUACGCCAACAAGAUAUCGUGGUCCUCAAUUCACAAACCGGUGAAGUGCUGGGUUCGCGUACGCAGCCGGUUCAGAAAAUUUCCCUCAUGUCUGGUGGUCAGUCACCGAAGGUUGACAUUAUGCAUACAAGCUCGGGUGAUGGGGUGAAUGGAACGACCACACAGCAACCAACCAAUGCCCCAGACACGCCAGCUGCACAGGGAACACAGCCCUACAAUUAUCGGAUGCAACAGGACGGGGGCGGUGGUGGAGCCAGCCCACGUGGUGGAGGCGCUGGGGGAAGUGGUGGCUCAAACGGUCACAUGAUGCCUUACGGUUCAAUGGAGCGGGGGAGACAAGUUUACAGCAUGGCUGAAUGUCAGAUGGCCCAACUGAUUGUGUUUAUGGACCGCGCACAAGUGUGUCGUCGGAUUCGACCUCGUUUUAAUGCGUCUGAAAUCACGGAAGUACUAUUCGAACACCUUUCUCCGGCGAUCGAUAAGGAUUCUAUUCGAUGACCAGGUUACAACGUCGGCUGUGGUUCCAA